AUGGAUCUCAUCGAUUUCGGCAACCACAGGGACCCCAUCCCCAAAGCCCCAUGCACAGGAGACGCCAUCCCGACAAACCCACCUACAGGCGACACCAUGGCCGACAACCCCUCCACCGCCGACACCGACGACGCCGCCAUCCACCUACCCCUUCGCCCCGUCACCCCGCGCAAUACCCACAUUCCCGUCUAUACCCCCACGACCUUCGACUUCUCCACCCUCCCCUCUAACUCCCGUGUCCGCAUCUUCCGCCUCCGCCCCUCAAUCUCCCACUUCUGGGCCCACCUCACCCCCGCCUCCGCCUUCCCCCAGCAAUACCUGCCCGACCUGGACUCCCACAACUGGGGACCCGACCUCCUCGACGCCAUCAACAACCUCGCGCGCCUCUCGCGUUUAGAGUACAAGACUCAGGCUGUCUGGUAUGUUGUUUUUCAUCUCAAGUAG
This is a messenger RNA of Pyrenophora tritici-repentis Pt-1C-BFP, 444 nucleotides long. RefSeq names its product Periplasmic protein TonB. The record is from RefSeq and is a predicted model, not a curated record. Lineage: Eukaryota; Fungi; Ascomycota; Dothideomycetes; Pleosporales; Pleosporaceae.